Culex quinquefasciatus (southern house mosquito) is the source of this 2437-nucleotide messenger RNA. RefSeq lists its product as uncharacterized. The record is from RefSeq and is a predicted model, not a curated record. Lineage: Eukaryota; Metazoa; Arthropoda; Insecta; Diptera; Culicidae. The transcript has 8 exons. The coding region runs from base 6 to 2081 and encodes 691 amino acids.
AAACUAUGCUUCCGAUUUUUUUUGUUUUAAAAGUUUUUGUCCCACAAAAUUUGAGGUGGAGGUGCAAAGAAAAUGUGUACGCUAGGGAAGAAGAGGUGUGGACGCUUAUCAUGAAGCCCACUCUUAUUUGCUUUGUGGCAUUAAUUCUGAUUUUUUUGGAUGAUAACCAUUGUGCUGCACAGUCCAAUUAUGCAUCACAUGCAAACAGCAUAGAAUACCAAGGAGAAGGGCUACCUGAAGAAGCAACAUUAGAUGGAAAGGUGACCAAACUCGAUGAUCUAAGCCCAAUAAUAUUCUUGAAUCGCACUAAAGCUGCGUUAAACUGUGCUGCCGGCUCCAUGCAAGUGGAAUUGAAGUUCAACGAAAAGUUUUAUGGAACUGCAUAUGCAAAUUUCGAUAGAAAUAGCGCUUGUCAAAUAACAGGCAAGGGUGACACCAGUUACAGUGUUGAGCUACCUUUGAAAGGAUGUGGAACAAAACAGGAACCUCAGCGUGUGUUUACCAACAAUAUUGUGGUACGUUUCCAUCCUGGCUUGGAGAUGGAUGGGGAUGAAAUCAUCACAAUUGUGUGCCGAUAUCCACCACCAGUAGCUCCAAUUCCAGCGGGUAUACCUGCGCCGAUUUUGACUGACGUGAUACCAGCAUCCAUACUCGACCCACCACUGAAAGGAAUUCAAAUAUUGUUUAUUAUUUGUGCUAUCAUGUUUCUUACUUUACUACUUAUUGGGCUUGGGGUAUCUUACUAUUGUUUACGCCGACAGCCGGUAUCUGUUGUACGAAGGGUUAUACAUGUGGGAAGCGGCUCCGAGAUAACAGCUCUAGAAACCGGCAGUAUAGAUGACGUAUUUACACAAACAGUUACCGAAAAGACAACAAUUGAAGACGUGGAAAAGCAUAGACGCAUGGUUACUGAAUAUAAGGCCAAACCAAUGGUCGACCCUAACUGGAAUGUCACUAUUCGUAAUUAUCAGGAGUCUUCGGAUCCCAAAUGGGAAGAUUUUUCGGAUGUUUCCAGUGCUUCCGGCAUGACAAUAAGCCAGCCCAUGGUCACCCAAAUGACCAUACCAACCUCUACUUACAUUUCCGAGAACGAUGUUCUACUGCAAAGUCCUGAGUUGGUUGGAAAUGUGAAACCCAUUGAAUUACCGCCAGAAGAUAAGACAAUUACAAACUGGGAUGUGCUUAUUCGGGUUCUCCAGGAUGUUGAAGUACCUGAUAUAACUAUUUCUACAGCAUCUUUACAAAACAAUCGUGUAGCAGUACCGCUAGUGACCCAACUAAGCUAUGAUGAUAAAGCUAAGUGGAAGGAAAUUAUAACUACAGAAUCAACGCUAAGAACAAUGCUUACUGAAGCCGUGGUACGUGAAGAUUUCGAACGAAUUAGGGCCGAUGCCCGUUAUGAAAAACUUUUCGAGCCUCAGUCAUGGGAGAUCAUUAUGCGCAUACUAGCUCCUGCAGAUGAUGAUGUCGAAUUAAGACGAUCCAAGCGAUCCAAAAAGCGAGAAACAUGGGAUACACGUUCACGCAGAAGUUCUCUGCCCACCUUGUAUGAAUAUGAUAGUGACGGUGGAUCCUCGGUGCGCACAAUAACACAAGAACCAAUAACAAUAACAACACAAAAUAGAGACUCUUAUGGCAGUUUGAAAUCACGUUCAAGAAAGACAUCGAGAUCAUCAUUUAGCUCAAACAAUGUUGAUUAUCGCUCUAUGACGGAGGUAAUGGUUGAUUUCGCCAAACCCAAAUAUUCCGAGAGCUAUUCCGAUGAAAGCUCGUACACUGCCCAACCGUACUACGAAGGUGAUCAUUACGAACAACAAUCGGUGCACCGAUCAACAAGUCAUCCAAGUCUUGCAAGAUCAGCAAGUGAGUUUACAGAAAGAUGGAUCGCUCCCGAAAAUACAGACUCUUCGACCUCUGAAGUAAGCCCACAACCCGGGCGUAGAGAAAGAACUAUAAUGGUUAAAUCUGCUGCCUCGCAUGUCAACAAUAAUCAUCAAACAGUUCAUGAGAGUCAAUCUCGAUAUAUCAAUGCCAGAAAAACUACUUAUAGCUCAACCUCCAAUAGAAACGAAGAUUGGUGAUGAACAUCUACUGAAAACAAUGAAGCAAACCACUGUCAAAGUUAUCUAAAUGUGCCAAUAGCAAUAUGUUGAAAUUUAUUUUAAUGAUAUAUAACAAGCAAUUCAUUAACAACCGUGAAUCAAGAACUUAUUCGAACAAGCUUAAGAAGUGAUACUAAUAUUGAAAAAUAAUAAUUAUGAAAUAUCACGAUAGUCCUAAUUUACACAGGAACACAAAUCAUUUAAAUUUUGUUUUAGUAGAAGUUUGGUUUAUAAUCAUUCGAAUAGACUCUAUUCAAUAAUAUGGAAGAUUAUGUGACCUUUAAAUUUAAAAUACUUUUGAAACAAUCCGAGGUGGAUAUCAAAAAAAAAAAAAA